Dermacentor silvarum is the source of this 2329-nucleotide messenger RNA. RefSeq lists its product as uncharacterized. NCBI's taxonomy places the organism in Eukaryota, Metazoa, Arthropoda, Arachnida, Ixodida, Ixodidae. The transcript is spliced from 17 exons. The record is from RefSeq and is a predicted model, not a curated record. The coding region runs from base 144 to 2279 and encodes 711 amino acids.
CGUGAACGCGCUGCAGAGGAAUGUCGCCCACCUCACCUUCUGCGACAUCGACCACGAACUGGAAGGAACGUCAGUAGACACCAACUUCGUCAAGUUAUUCAAGCUGGCCCAACUCUGCAUUGAAUACCUCAUGUACUCGCAGGAUGUUCUGCUCCAGUCGUUGGCUGACACCGAGGAACAGCUGGCGGAGGCGACGCAGGCGCUGGAAGAGGAGCGCAAGUUCCGCAUCUGCGACCAGGAGGCCAUACGGGAGCUGCAGCGCGAGAACCGCAAGCGACGCCGCAUCAUCGAGAACCAGCAGCUGGAGAUGCUACGUUCCGACCGGUUCGCACCAACUGGAGCACCUUGUCCGUACUGCCGCAAGGUAUUUGUCAGCCUGGCGUACCUGCAAGCGCACGUCGUGCGGCGGCACCCGGACAAGCCUGCGCCCUACCGAGGACGCCCUGCUGGCGCAGUGGCAGCGAGUGGCCACCGGCACGGCACUGCCGACCGCCAGCGAUCUGCACCGGGGCCUCCAGGAACUCAGGGGUCUCCUGAUGCAGAAGGACGACGACCACGCCGAGGACAAACUGCUGCUCCGCGACGAGCUGCUGUGCCGGCUGGACGAGCUGCAGCGCAAGUGCGACAGUAUGGCGGUGGGCGGCCGCAAAGUCGGCGUGGCGGCUGCCGGCGAGGCUAGUCCCUGGGAGCUGUCGGCCGAGCCUCCCGGCUCCUUUUCCGAGGGCCAGUCGGCGCUGGCCAGCCUGUCCCAGCAGCUGAUACAGCAGAAGGAGGAAGUCAGUCGCCUGCUCGCGCAGCAGGAACGCCUCUUUCUACAGCGCAUGGACGCGCUCUCCAGGGACGUCGUGGCGCUCACCAAGACGAGCACCACCCUGGAGCGAAAGCUGUCCCAAAUGGAGGAGCCCAUCACGGCCCGUGGUCACCCCCGUCACUCGCUGCUCUAUCGCGAGGGGGCAGCGCCACAGGCCGCAGGCAUCGGCGUGCUACCCGACGGACCCAGCUCACCCCUGCGCCUGUCCAGGCCUUACUCGGAGGCGGUCAGGGCGUCGCCGCUGCGCUUUCCGCAGAGCACUCUGUCCAUGCCCGUGCCAGCUCUUCGGCAGCGAAUGCUCUUCAACGGGAAGGGCCUCAGACAACCACCAUCGCUGACUCUGCCGAGAAAGGAUUCCAGGCUUCACGCGAAAGUUGCCCAGAGCGGCCCUAUAAAGGAGCGACACGAGAGCAGUGUCCGACAGCCGAUGCGCCAGGCGGCCAAGGGCGAGUCGCACUCGAAGCGCAUGAAGUCGGCCGUGCACAGCACGCCGAACCUGAUCGACGCGCUCAAGGAGGAGAUCAUGGACCUCACCCGGAACAAGCUGUCCGGCAUCGGAAUCAACGAGCUGGGCAAAGCCACGGUUACGGACAGCAUAUUUCGGGACUGCAGUAAGAGACUCAACUCUGAGCGCCGGCUUCUUGCCAAGAAGAACAAGAAAUUCUUCGACGUCCGGCAUCGCAGCGGACCGCCCACGGAGGACCUGUCGACGCCGAAAGCGGCCCAAGGCACGCCCGAUGGUAGCUGGCCUUUCGAAGUGAACAGCCGAAACAGCUCAAAGGUAGCCAUCCCACCGUCAAGCAUCCCUAACUCUGAUACUCCGAAGGACAGCUUCACCUUCAAGUGCCAGACUUCGGCCAGCUCGGAGGCGUCCCCGAGCAGGGGCGAAGGGGUCGCGAGCAGCUGCCGCUUCAGCACCGCCACACCGGCUCCGCUCAGCAGCUGCGGCAGUGGAGUGCAGAGGCCACGCCGCUUCCUGGCGCGAUCGUGCCGCUCCCGGCAGCCUUCGUCAAUCGCCACAUCGCACGACAUCAUCAAGCCUCUCAUCUCCAGCAGCGACGAUGACGAAGGCGUGGUGUGCGGACGGCAGCGCACCUCAGCCGGUGCCACCAGCAGCAGGUAUCCGUCGGUGGCGUCCAAGACGCAUCCUCCCUCCGGCAGGCUGAGGUCGUCCCGGCCGCAGACGCGAAUCACCGACCUGGUGCAGUCGAUCGAGUCGCAGCUGCUCAACCGAUCGGCAAGGCCUCCCUUGGGCGCCGUGAACACCGUCAGCGAGAGUGCCAGCCGCAAGGAGUCCGAGCAGAAGGUCGAGACUGCAGUUCUCAACUCUGGUGACCAAAGGAUUGCGACGGACCUUGUGGGAGCAGCAAAACCUGCAGCGUCGUCAUCAGGUGCUGAAAGAAAAGGACGGCCACCUGUGUUGAAAGAUUACAUCGACGACGACGAGAGCAUGGAGGAGGUCAGCUAGAGGAGCCAAAUUCUCACUGUUCUUGAGACAGCUAUUAAAAUUGACCGCAG